AUGGCGUCAGCUAUUUCCGCCGCCGCUAGCUCUAUAAUCACAUUCAGCCACAGUCGCACCGUCGCGGUGGUUUCGCGCGCGGAUUCCCGCCAUUCUUCCAUGAUAUCCGCUCGUGGUGCUACAUCCGCGCGGCUACAGCCCUACACCCCCCAAGUGGGCCGCCCGGGCUACAGCGAGAGCCUUUCCAGCCGGCAAUUCACCCUGCGCCGGUCGCUCGCGGAGCGGAAAGCAUUCCGCGGAAUUGCAGCCUCGCGCGGAACAGUCUCCGCAAGGAAGGCUGUUAUGGUUUCCGCCAUCCGCGGCGGCGGCGGCGGAGGCGGCGGCGGAAGCGGAGGGGACGACGUGACGGAAUGGUGGGAGCGCGAGGAGAGGCGCUGGGAGCGCGAGCAGCAGCGGUGGGAGCGGGAAGAGCUGCGGUGGGAGCGCGAGGAAGCGCGGUGGGCGCGCGAGCGCGCUUCCCUCGAAGCGGAGAUCGCGGCGCUCGAAGCGGAAGUGGAAUCUCUCCGCGCCGCGCUCACAAGCGCGGGGGGAGGGGGGCUGGCGCAGAGCCCCACCCCCCUCCUCCCCCAGGCGCAGGCGCAGCUGGCGGAAGCGGUAGGCGGGGAAAUAGGCGGAGGAUUAGGGGGAGCCGGGGGAGUGGGGAGUGAUCUAUCGAAGCAGCAGCUGCUGGUGCUGCUGCGGGGACUAACGCACCUGCUACAGAUAACUACGGAUAGCCACCGAGCCAGCGAGGUAGCCACGUCAGCAGCAAUUCCCACGUCAUCAGGAGUGAUUGCUGGCGCAGGUGCGGAGAGCCUGCUACAGCUGUUGGGGCCAACGGCUUCAUCUACGGGUAGUGCUACAGCUGGAGGAGCUACAGCCGUUGAUGGUGUUAGAUCUACGGCUGGUGUUGCAGGAGCAACUGCAGAGGAAAUUUUGAGGAACGUUCCCGAUGCUGACAUCAUCGCGGCUGUGGCGUCGCGCACAGUGAACCCGCUCCCUGCUGACGUGGACGAGGGCGGCGCUGACGUGGCAGGGGGCGCAGGGAAGCAGGAGGAAGGCGCGAGAAAAGUUCAGCGGAAGCUGAAUCGGGGGCUGUAUGGUGAUGACGUGGCUCAACUGCAGGCUGCGUUGGCCAUUCAGGGGUUCAAGUGUGGGGAGGAGGAGGAGGAGGAGGAGGAGGAGGAGGAGGAGGAGGAGGAGGAGGAGGAGGAGGAGGAGGAGGAGGAGGAGGAGGAGGAGGAGGAGGAGGAGGAGGAGGAGGAGGAGGAGGAGGAGGAGGAUGGGUCCUUUGGGGUUCUACUGUGGGGAGGAGGACGAGGAGGAUGA
Closterium sp. NIES-65 is the source of this 1308-nucleotide messenger RNA. The record is from the annotation of a GenBank genome assembly. Lineage: Eukaryota; Viridiplantae; Streptophyta; Zygnematophyceae; Desmidiales; Closteriaceae.